CCUACCGGGUCCGUGGCUGUGGACACGCCCCCAACCAAGAGGCUGCCCUCUCUCUCGUUCUUUAUCUGAGGGCCUGCCCCGCCCCUCCGUACUUCUGGGCGUUUUUUUUUCUUCCGCCUUCCUUCAGACGAUACCACUCUCGACUGGAAACCCUAUCACCAGGAAGGACUUGCCUGGCGGAGAUCAACAACAACAUGUACGGAUCACGUCUGUUAGUCGGGGCGGCCACCGCCGCCCUCUCGAUAACCGCGGCAGCACAGACUACGUUGGUCAGCAGCCGAGCGUCGCCUACUAGCUCUUCGCCAUCCAUCUCCGCAACACCCUCGAUGUCACCCGGUUCAAAAGUCAUCGAGAUACAUGUGGGAAGACAUGACCAUACGUUCGAGCCAAACGAAACGAAUGCCACUAAAGGCGAUGUCAUUCGCUUCAUUUUUUAUCCCACGGGUCACUCUGUUGCACGAGCUGAAUUCGAAUUUCCGUGCUUCCCUUGGGAGCUCUACCACCCAGGCCAGCCUGGGAUGUGGUCCAGCGGCGAGGGUUAUACUAACCCCGAGAGCUUCGAGAAAACCCUUGACUGGUUUUAUAGAGUUGAAACUGAGGAGCCCAUGUUCUUCUACUGCUCUGCCCGUACUUCCUGUUCAACUCGAAAAAUGAUCGGUGUCAUCAACCCUAACGCUACGCAAUCAUUGGCUGCCCAAAAGAAGUUCGCAGACCAAGCGACGUACGAUCUAAAGCCGGGAGAGACAUGGAAGGCUGAAGAUCCAGACUACGGAAAAGAAGGCGGAGGCAAAAAAGCGGGCCUUGGUGCCGGAGCCAUCGCGGGAAUCGCCAUCGGCACGGCCGCCGUGGUAGCCAUUGCCGCCGCCUUGCUCUUUUUCUGCGGCCGAAGGGGAGGGUUCAAAAAGGCCUACCGUAAGAGCGUCGUUCAGCCGUCGGCACCCGCCCCCGAUGCCGCUGCUGCUCCUCCGACCAUGGUAGAGGCACAGUACCACAACCAGCACAGCCCUGUCCCAACACCAGCAGGCCUGAAGAGUCCCGGCCAAGCCAGCUUCGCGACCUUCUCGACUCAUCCGCACAUGGACCCCAAUGACCCGUAUCGAAGCAUGACGGCGAGCCCUCAACACCCUCCGUACCCAUAUGGGACGCCGCCACCACCGCACCAGAACCCUGUCUCGCCAGGAUCUGUCUAUGGGUUUAACACUUACAAUGGACACGCAGUGUCUACGCCUGGAAGCCCGCCUAUUCCUGGACCUAACUCGCCUUUGAUGAUUGGAGAACUCAGCUCGGUUCCUCACUCGCGUGGCGUUGAUCAGGCGCCUGUUGAACUACCAAGCGGAGACGGUCCUUCUGUCAGACCUCCGUCGAUGAUGCCGGGAUCGCCUCCUCCGCAGUAUGAGAGUGGGAACAAUGGUGGCGCCAAAGCGGGUUGGACUGCUGGGGAGGAGAAUCACUUUCAGAAGCGAUGAGCAGCAAAGAAUCUAUGUCUAGGAGCGUCACUUGACGGUUGCUUAAUGAAUGAAAGAAUAUAAACGGAAAAGGAAUUUUCUAUGGGAGCGACCAGUAGGCAGAUAUGGGACACUCGAACUCGAAUUACGUUAUGUUAGCGUUUUGAAAACAUAUCUGGCUGCUGUCGACUGGGAACUGGUUGAUAUUUUGUGUUACCUAGUUUUUUGAUAUCCCAGGCUGAACGAAUGGCACUUACAUCUUAUCGUUUCAAUCA
This is a messenger RNA of Neurospora tetraspora, 1720 nucleotides long. RefSeq lists its product as uncharacterized. The record is from RefSeq and is a predicted model, not a curated record. NCBI's taxonomy places the organism in Eukaryota, Fungi, Ascomycota, Sordariomycetes, Sordariales, Sordariaceae. The transcript is spliced from 5 exons. The coding region runs from base 195 to 1466 and encodes 423 amino acids.